AGGCCCGGGCGGAGGAUCCCGCCCACCGGCCCCGUCGCCGCCGCCGGCUCCGGGCCCGCCGCGCUGCGCGGGGCGCGGCCGCUCCGGCCCGGGGCGCGGGGCCGCUCCGCCACCGCGGGGCUGCGCACGGCAGAUGCAGCCAAAACCACCGUGGGCGAGAGCCACCAGGCCAGCAGCCGUGUGAUAAAGCCAGCGCGGCACCAUGCCUGCGGCAGAGCGGGUCCUCCUCCGCUCGGUCACCAUGUGGCUGCUCCUGCAGAGCAUCCUCCUCCUGGCCUCCUGCCUCCGCUCGGCUGCUGCGUUCCCCGUGGGCUGCUACCCCUCGGAAGAGGAGGGGCUGAAGACUUUCCGCUGCAGCAACGCUCGGCUGACCGAGGUCCCCAGGGACAUUCCCAACGACACCAACAAGCUCUACCUGGACUCCAACCGAAUCCCCUUCCUGCCCCGCGAUGCCUUCCAAGACCUGCCGCUCCUGCUGGAGCUGGAUCUGUCCCACAACGCCAUCGCCAGUGUGGAGAGCGGGGCGUUCCGGGGCCUGGCAGAGCACCUCCACUCCCUGGACCUGUCUUCCAACAGGCUGGUGUCGGUCAGCAAAGACGCCUUUAGUAACCUGAAGGCCAAGGUCAACCUCUCCAACAACCCCUGGCUGUGCGACUGUCGGCUGCAGGAGCUGAUCCGCACGGUGGACCUGGCCGCCGGCUCCUCGGCCGGCAUCGUCUGCGACUCCUCGGCGCAGGAGGAGCACGUCGGCAAAGCUUUCCUGCAGGUGAUUGCCGACACGGACUUCUGCAAUGUGUACAAAAAGACCACGGACAUCGCCAUGCUGGUCACCAUGUUCGGCUGGUUCGCCAUGGUGAUCUCCUACCUGGUCUACUAUGUGCGGCAGAACCAGGAGGACGCCCGGCGGCACCUGGAGUACCUCAAGUCCCUGCCCAGCAAACAGCGGCGGUCGGAGGAGUCGUCCACCAUCAGCACCGUGGUGUGAGGCGCUGACAUCCCGCAGGACGUGGGGACCCGUGGAGCUGGGGAUCGGCCGCUCCGCAGGCUCGCCGUGGCUGCAGGAGCUGUCACCAGCCACCGUCAUUGCACAGAAAUAGUCGUGGAUUUGUUCUGUUCUCCUCGGGGAAGCGAGUGCCCGGCUUUGGCGCAGCGAGGGGCGAAGCGGCUGCAGAGGUGGGUGGUUUUUGGCAAUGAGCACAGAGUGGCUGCAGCAUCCGAAGGACCAGAGAGAACAUGAGCAUCCCCCCAGCACGCAACCGACCUGGACAUUCAGACUUCAUUUCAAAGUUUUAGAUUUCCUUUGCAGAGAUCCCUUGGGGCAUUAGCGGAAUCAGUGUUUUAAUCCCUCCCCGGUUUGCCCGUGGCUGCCCGAGAGAUGUUCCUGGUGGUGCGGGGCAGCCUGGGCCUGGCUCCCUGCCCGCGCUGUGGGGAUGAGCGGUACGGCCGCAAGGUCAGUGCCCUGCCGGGUCACCGGCCCCACGAAGGUCCCAGUAGGACUGAAGGGCAGAGCUGGAGGUGGGGACACAUGGGUUGGGAAAGGCGAGAGGCAGGUCUCGGGGUGCCCCACUCCAGCUCUGGAUGAUGCUGACCCAUCUCUGGAGGGGAACCAAGGGGUCCAGGCAGUGGGUCCAGCCCUGCCGGGAUGUUGGGGAGCGGGUAUCCCCUCGGUGCUCCCCAGGGUGGGUGUAGCACUCCCAGCAGCCCCGCUCUGCCAUCAAGGAGAGCUCCCACCGCUCCCUCCUGCACACACGAGGCUGCCGACCGGUCACUGUGAUGGGAGACGGGGAUGGAGGGAACCACCGCGGCUCCUCCACCCUCUCCCCACUCCCGCAUUGCUGGCAGGAGCCUGAAUCUCCCCUAAAAUGCCCCAAAUUCCCUUCUUGACACUUCCAGUAUUGGGCCGCAGGUUCCUGGUGUUGGUAGGUAGAGGCUGAGGUGGCGGGUGCUGGUGUGGGUGGGGGUCGGUGCCACCUUUGGGGGUGCAGGGUCCAAGUGGCAACUCAGAGCAAAGCCCAAGCAGACCCAGGCUCUUCCAACCAAGUGUCUGGCCAUGAAGAGAGGUGGUUUUGCUGGUUUUGCCCUUUUUCUUUUUAAACCAACUGAAGCUAAAUUGCCUUAAUUCACCAAGAGCACCAACCAAAGCUGCUGGAACAUCCUCUGUGCCAGGCCAGAGCUGGCUCCGGCUGCCCCAGCAUGGUGGGUGCUUAUAGCCUGCUCUGGCCUCAGUCCCCGGUGCGGGCAGCGCGUUUGGGCACGGGCAGCGUGUUUUGGCACAGGCAGGGCUCUGUCCCCGACCUGCUGCCCAUCCUCCUUCGCCCUGGUGCCCGUGGGAGCCGUGGGCUGGAGCUGGCUGGGAGCGGCACCCGCGGCCCUUCCACAAGUGCCUAAUUUCUCAGUGGAGACCAGGGGCUCUGCAACGCACAAUCAACCUCAGCCCCGGCUCCGAGCCAGGCGUCCCCCCGCACCCCCAGCCCCACGGCAGCUCCCCCACCAUACAACCAGAGAAAAGGGGCUGGGGAGGACCCAACCGAGCCACCAUCAGCGGCUGCUCCCCCGUGGGCAUCCCCCGUGGUGUGCGGGGACACCUGGGACCGUCUGACCCAAUAUGUGUUUUGUUUAAGGGACCUUUUAUGUUCUUACUUUAUAUGACAAUAAAAUUGGCUUUUACUUUGGA
Messenger RNA from Columba livia (rock pigeon), 2674 nucleotides. RefSeq names its product leucine rich repeat containing 3C (gene LRRC3C). Gene Ontology annotation, molecular function: protein binding. The coding region runs from base 203 to 985 and encodes 260 amino acids. Gene Ontology annotation, cellular component: plasma membrane. The transcript has 2 exons. NCBI's taxonomy places the organism in Eukaryota, Metazoa, Chordata, Aves, Columbiformes, Columbidae. The record is from RefSeq and is a predicted model, not a curated record.